Messenger RNA from Fukomys damarensis (Damara mole-rat), 3440 nucleotides. RefSeq names its product NADH:ubiquinone oxidoreductase subunit S4 (gene Ndufs4). Bases 66 to 593 code for a protein of 175 amino acids. Gene Ontology annotation, biological process: electron transport chain. The transcript is spliced from 5 exons. Lineage: Eukaryota; Metazoa; Chordata; Mammalia; Rodentia; Bathyergidae. The record is from RefSeq and is a predicted model, not a curated record.
AGAACGAAGGAAGUUAGACCCUUGUGGGGAUCCGUCCUACCAUCCGGCUGUUCGGCUGCAGCAACAUGGCGGCGGUCUCAAUGUCAGUGGCGCUGAGACAAGCGUUGUUGGGGAGAAGCGCAGUGGCUACAGCUGCCAUUUCCAUUUCCAGGGUUCCGACCAGGUUGUUGAGCACAUCCACAUGGAGGUUGGCACAGGACCAAAUUCGAGACACGCAACUUAUAACAGUUGAUGAAAAACUGGAUAUCACUACCUUAACUGGUGUUCCAGAGGAACAUAUCAAAACUAGAAAAGUCAGGAUCUUUGUUCCUGCUCGCAAUAACAUGCAGUCUGGUGUAAACAACACCAAGAAGUGGAAAAUGGAGUUUGAUACCAGAGAACGAUGGGAAAAUCCUUUGAUGGGUUGGGCAUCAACUGGUGAUCCCUUGUCCAACAUGAUUCUAACCUUCAGUACCAAAGAAGAUGCAGUUGCCUUUGCAGAAAAAAAUGGAUGGAGCUAUGACAUUGAAGAGAGGAAAGUUCCGAAACCUAAGUCCAAGUCUUAUGGUGCAAAUUUUUCUUGGAACAAAAGAACAAGAGUAUCCACAAAAUAGGUUGGCAGUGGCUAUGUCUCUGCUUGACCGUGAAUAAAGUCAUCUGUGCAGUAUUUAUAGUCUAUGUAUGCAUCUCUAAUAAAUUUGACCUUUAAACGGCAGGUAAAAUUUUGCAGUUUCUAUUUUAAAUGUUUUUUGAUGUUUGAAAUUGAACACGUUAGUUUCCUUUCUAUACAGGAGAUUGAAAGUGAUCAUACCUCUAGGAAAUCUUGGCACUUAGAAUGUAUUUAAGGAAAUCCUUGAAGUAUUAUGCUUGCUUUUUGUAGCCAUUCCCAGUAAUCAUUUGUAAUCUACCAUUCAUUAUUAAAAUGUUCUUAGAACUUCUUUUGAUUAUAGAGAAGUACAUGAUAACAUCCAUUCUGAUCAACUUAAGCUAAAUCUCCUUAUUAUUAAAUUCAUACUUUUAUUUUGUAAGGUUCUGUGACAUUUGAGUGAUAGCCCAUACAAAUUUCUGCCCAUUAACACACGGUUGUGAAGGGUUCUAGUGAUUUUAUAUUCUUAGGAAUUGACUCCAAAAAUUAAAAUUAGUUUAUUGGUGGGGAUUUUCAGUGUUCAUACUAUUUACUUUUGUUUGUAGUGCUGGUGAUUAAAUCCAGGGCCUUUGCAAUAAGCUAAAUCCACAUCCCUUUUUUAAUUUUUUGAGACAAGUUGCUUAAGUAGCCCAGGCUAGGUUUAGACUUGCACUCAUUCUGCUUUGGACUUCCAGAAUACUGGGAUUACAAUUGAACACCACCAUGUCCAGCUUCAAAUGGUUUUAUGAAAGUACAUGUUUUUGUUUGUUGCUCAUUUAGGUCAUACAGUGUUGAACUAUCAAACACAUGCUCUAAUCAGGCUCUUCAACGUAUAUGUAUAUACCAACUCGUAACUAUCAAGUAGGCACUAUUAUGCAUUUUGAGAAAAAAAAGACACAUGAAGGCUUAAAAUGAUUAAUAACAUGCUUAAAAUCACACAAAUCUUACAUGGCAGAGCUGGAAUCCAUAUCUAUAGGUCUUCAAAGCCAAUAAUCUGAAUUAUGAUAGUUAACAAAGUAAAAGCCUUGAUUGAUACAGAGUUUUUCUUUGGAUUAAUAUGCUCUUUGGUGUUUCAAAAGUUACACUUUCCCUCAGAAUUGCAUUUCAUACAAACAACACAUGCUAGUUCAAAAAGAAAAUGCAUCAGAGAAUAAAUCUGUAUAAUUUUGUAUUGGAGAGCAAAUUGACACUCCUCUUUCAAAAUGUUAAAUGUAUACUCCAUUUAAUUUUUUUAACUCUCCUAAGCAAAUAACCUAGGUAUAUACAUGGAUAAAAUAUAUACAUGGACAAAUUUUAAAGAUAUUUAUUGCAGAAUUAUUUCUAAAAUAAGUUGAAAUAAGUUAUUUCUAAAGUAAGUUGAAUAAUCUAAACAUGUAUUAAAAGCUAUUAAAAAUAUUUGUAUAAGCUUUUAGAAAUGUUAUUCAAGGUGUAUUGCUAAGUGAAGAAAAACAGUAAGUGGCACACACAUGUGGGACUGAGGUGAAGCGGUAAAUGCUGCCUUGUAUAUCCUUAGAAUAUUUUAGAAAAGAUGUGUAAGAAACAUAAAACUGAUUUCUAAUGGUACCACUGGUUGUAGGAAGCAGGAGGUCUCUCAGCCUUUACUCCCCCAGUAAUGGACUUUGAAAUUUAAGGGCUUCAGUGCUUGCCUAUUCAUGUGGCUAUCUGAAGUUAGUUUUUUAAAAAAUAGGCCUUUUUUGAGUUAAUAUGUUCAAGAUAUUACUUCUCUGAGAAAUUGCUGGCAAAAUUUUAUCUCCAUGUUGAGGACUGUUUCUUGAUGGUAAACUUUAAGAGAUGAUGAAGUGAAGUACUGCACAGCUCAGUAAAAGUUUAAUAGUUUUGUGAAAUUUACAAAUGUGUGGAAAUUAAAAAAAAAUUAUCCUGAAUGACCAGAGAUAAAAGAAGAAAUUUAAAAGGGAACUUAAAAAUAACUGUAUCUUGAGAGCAACACAGUGGAAUCCCAAAACACAAAACUUUUGGUAUACACCAAGACCUGUUCUAAAAGGGAAAACCAUAGCAAUAAAUGUCUCGUGAAAAAUUAAAGCUCUAAAUUAAACAAGCUAAUGUUGCACUUCAAGGAACUAGACGAGGAAUAGCUUAAGAUUGAAGUUAGUAGAAGGAAAUAAUAAAGAUCAGACGUGAAAUAAAUGAAAUAGAGGCUAAAAAAAAAACAGGAAAGAUCAACAAAGCUGAUUGUUUUUGUUUUGGAGGAAAAAAAUCUACACAUAUUUAAUUACACUAAGAAAAAGGAGAACAGACUUAAACCAUCAAGAGGAGACUUUGAAUAGUUACUACAAAAAUACAAAGGAUUAUAUGAGACUAAUACAGUUAUAUAGCAACAAAUUAGAUAACCUAGAGGAAAUGGAUAAUUCCUAGACUCAUACAUCCUACCAAGACUGAAACAUGAAUAAACAGAGAAUCUUCAGUGACCUAUAACAAGUAGCAUGAUUGAAUCAGUAAUAGAAGGUCUUUCAUCAAAGAAAAGCCCAGAGCAUAGUGGUUUCACUGCAGAGUUCUACCAAACUUUUAAAGAACUGUAUAGCUCCCGAAGUUUUUACACUGAAGAUAAACUGGUUUUAAUUAAAUUCAAUUUUUUUCAAGAAAUAAGCUUUUGGGCUGUAUCUACAUAGAUGUAUUUUCUGGAUACACAGUGAAAGCUUAUACUUGUAGGCACACUAUUGUAUCUGCAGAAAUUAAAGCACAGUUUACAAGCAAAAGAAAAUACUAAUUUUUCUCUUUCAAAAAAAUUGAAAAGAGAGCAACAACAGUUCAAAACUUAUUUUGUAAAGCCAGCAUUACCCUGAUAUCGAAGCCAGACAAGAAUAUUACAAGAAAAAAA